Molecule: messenger RNA, 1092 nt
Organism: Rana temporaria (common frog)
Lineage: Eukaryota; Metazoa; Chordata; Amphibia; Anura; Ranidae
Product: taste receptor type 2 member 40-like
Exons: 1
Coding region: 53-1060 (335 amino acids)
Biological process (GO): detection of chemical stimulus involved in sensory perception of bitter taste; sensory perception of taste; G protein-coupled receptor signaling pathway
Cellular component (GO): membrane
Molecular function (GO): bitter taste receptor activity; G protein-coupled receptor activity
Source: RefSeq, a predicted model, not a curated record
UGUGACAUUUUGCCUGCCUGCUCAGAGGACUGAAUCUGGAUGUUAAUUUCUAAUGUUUUCAGUCUUCAUUCUAGUUUCCAUGACUAUAUUGGGUGUCAGCACCAUAAUAGGUGUCUUCACCAACUCACUCAUCAUCACUGUGAACAUCUUUGACAAAAUCAUGGGAAAGGCCUUAAGUCCCUCCGAUCUUAUUUUGGUUACAAUGGGUGCAACUAAUGUUCUGUUUCAGUUCCUAAUGCUGGCAAAUGAUUUCCUAAGCUUUCUCAACAGUGAACUCUACUUUUCAGAUGAGAUCUACACUUUGUUUACAAUCAUGCUGAACAUUCCAAUUUACUCCAAUUUCUGGUUCACAGUUUGUCUAUCUGUAAAUUAUUGUCUGCAGAUUGUUAUCUUCACAAAUCCACUUCUCAUUCGGAUUAAGUUAGCAGUUUCCCGACUAAUACCCCAUCUUCUCCUGGCCUCCUUUCUUAUGGCAAUGGCGACUGGCAUCCCUGCAGCCUGGAACUUGAACAAAGAUACUCCAAAUUUAAACACCUCAAGCAAUGAGACUGAGGAAAUAAGUGUCGCUAAACUGAAUAUUUAUUACUUCCUCGCCUGUAACCUUAUAAGCUGCUCUCUUCCUCUAAUUUUAGUCACUGUUGCCAAUGGACUGAUUAUCAAGUCACUGUUAAAUAACAAUUCUGACAGAAAUGUAAAUGGAGAGCUGAGUACACGAGCUCAAGGUCGGAUUCGAGCAGCAAGGACGAUAAGCUGCCUUCUGCUGUUAUAUAUUUUCUUCUAUAUAUCAGAAAUUCUAAUGUUUGUAGAUGCCUUUCCUCCCAGCAGCCCAGGGUUCUGCAUCUGUUUGAUAGUUAUUUAUAGUUAUUCUCCUUCACAAUCUAUUGUUCUAAUUUUUGGAAGUCCCCGGCUGAAACAAGUGUCCUUAGAUUUACUUAGUUCUGUACAUUUAUUUAAAAAAGGAAAGACAAAUAAGCCAACUAUUUCUUUUAUUAAACUUAAAACUACAAAAGUAAAUUUCCCACCUACAAAAAUUUGUUUAUGGUAUUUGUCCAUUCGUUAGGUAUGACUAGCAUAUUCCUAAAGAGAAUAUAA